AGAAUCAUUAGUUUCUUAAUGAGCAAUUAAUUUGCUUGCUUUGUUAUUUAUUAAUUUGCAUAAGUGAUCACCAUUGUUCUUGCUGCACUGCACUCAUUAGCAUUUUGUCGAGAUAAAGAAAUGAAUGUAGUGGUAAAUCUUUAUACCUGAUCUGUAUUUCAAUGUUUAGAUAAGAAGAAAAAAAAUGUCUAUACUAGAUCACAAUUUUAAUUACAAUAUUAAAGAGUACUCUAAUGAGGAUUUACCUGUGGGAAAGUUCUUUUGGUUUUCCGGCUAUGAGCAUAGUGAAAAACAGAAUAAUAUUUUGGAUGAACUAAAUGAUAACCAGCAUUUUUAUUCAGAAGAACAGUUUGUGACUCCAUAUGUGGAACAAAAUUCCACUAAUGAUAAUCAUAAUCCUCAAAUUAAUGGAUUUAAUGACACUGGAUACAACAACACAAGGGAGAACAAUACUGAAUAUGAUAACGCGGAUGAGAUUGGAUAUGAUGACACGGGAUAUGAUGACAUUGAUAAAAUUGAAUACAAUGAUACCAGGUACAACAACCCUGGAUAUGAUAAGACUGAUGAAACUGGAUACAAUAACACCAGAUUCGAUGAUACUGAAUACAAUGAGAACUUGUCAAGAUCAGAACAUUUUCAAAAUGGCAGAUAUUUUAAAUUAAACGAUUCUGUCCCAGACUCGGAUGAAGAAGUAGUUGUGGGCGUCAAACUUAAUGAUGUCAACACACAACCUGACUUUGUCGAUGAAUUUUUUCGAAGUAAUUCCAACAAUUUUGAAGGUUGUGAUGCAGACAAUGAGCUAGAAGAUGAUUAUUCUGGUGGAACUUGGUUCGGAUUUGCAGGGCGGCAACGUCGUGCACAAUCCAUGGAAAAUCUUCUUGCUGAGGAAACUAUGAAAAAAAUUAAUCUUACAGAACAGUUCGAAAUGCUGGAUCAGCUUGUUUUGGAAUCUUUUGAUGACCUUGAAGUUGACUUGCCAGAGGGCGAAAGUAAAGAUAUAGUUGAAGAAGAAAUUAUUAUUCAAGAACAAAGAAACGCUGAGGAAGCUCUACCUGAAUUUCCAAUACAUGAUGUUAGCUUUGAACGUGAAGAAUCUAUUGACGGAAAUCGUGAAGCAAGGUUAACUCCUAUCGAAAUGUCAGAAGGAAAACAAACAGUUUUAGAUGAAUUUAUUGAGGAGGUAUUUCAUCCACAAAUCGUUUCUUCUAAUAAUGAUGAAAUAUCGUAUGAACCAAUACGAAACAAGAAUAAACAUCGUGAAAUAAAAAACAAUGAAGAUACUACUGAUGAACCAAUACAACGAACAUUUGUUCAUUCUAAAAAGUCAAGUGAGUCAAACGCUCCUUCUCUCAGAUCUAAAACGAGUAUUAGGAUCACAAGUAAACCAAAAACAAAAAAAUUAAGUGAAAGUGAAAGUGUGGUGUCACGUGACCAUCGUGAAGUGAAAGUGUUCUAUCAGUUGAAGAAAUCAGAUUCUGGUGACUCUAUGUACAAAAAAAUUGAGAAUAAAAAAGAAGAUAAAAAUUUGGAAGAUAACGGCAGUGACUUUAUCGAUGCUAAUUUGAUGCAAAAACAGGAGUCAGAAGAAGUUUUAGUAGCCGACGAUAAUGCUCUGCAAUACAGCGAACCUACAUCAAGUACGAUUCCCCACUCAUUGAAACGCCAAAAUCAUGUCGCUUCAAUAUCAAGUGUGUCAAGAGAUGACACCAGUACUGGAGAUCUAAGCUCUAGUGAAGAUGAACGAAAUGUUUCACUGCGCAGAAAUAGAAGUUUUCGUAGAAGUAUUGUGAUUGAAGAUGAAGAAGGGAUGAAGCGAAGAAGGAAGUCGACUGGUGGAACUUGUGUGAGCGUCUUUUUUACGCCAGUCAGUCCUACGAAGAAUAGUAAUAAUGACGGUUGUCAGCAAACAAUUUGUCAACAAUUUAAAGAAGUUCUCACUCAGCUUGAUCACAUGGUGGUAAGUGAAGCAAACUUUGGUAAAGACUUUGAAGCUGUGAAAAAGCUGCAUUCGUUGUUUUGGGAAGCUAAAGAAGCAGAGAAUAAAAAGAAGAAGAACAGCAAAACCGAAAGUUUGUCAUCUGUCCUCAACUAUUUAGUCGUGCAAGAAUGGCCUAAAAUAAUACUAGGGUGUUUGCGAAAGUUGAAAUCAAGUUAUCCACAUGUAUUUCAAGAAUGUUCUAAUGUUGAGAAUAUCAUUUACUACAGUGGUCAUAUGCCAUCUUUAUUGCGAAUGAACCGCACCAGUUCAGAGUUUGCGGUUUCUGUUCUAUUCGAUGGUUUGUUGAAAGCUGCCAUCAACUUCACUGAUACCCAUGAAGCAAGUCGAGAAGCGAGUUGUGAAGAUAAUUUGAUCGGCUAUUUGUUGGAAGAUGUUGUUCCACAACUUCAUAAUGUUGUGUGGGGAAAAGUUACUGCCAGAGAAAUGUUUUUCAAAUCUAUCUGUGAUCUUGUUUACAAUUGUGCAAAGACUGCGAGUAACGCGUCAUAUCUGAUCGAGCAUGAUUGCGUUAAUGUUUUCACUGAGAUGCGUGACGAAACAUUCGGUGUAGUGGACGCACGAAAAGUUAACAUGACAAUGUUGUUGACGCUAUCAUUCUUGAUUGAUGACAACAAUUAUGACAUCAUUAUACCCAGAGAAGACUCGAUUAUUCGUCUUCUUCAAUUUUUGGACAAGUCUCUGGAACACUCUGAACACACAUACCAUGAUUUUAAAGCAGAGGAACUCACUAAUUGUUUAACCUGUUUAGCUGGCCACAACGCUAACAAAGUAUUGAUCGUGGAAAACAGUGGUCAAGAAAUACUGCACAAACUUUUGAAGUAUGCGUACAACGACAGUGAACGAAUUGCAGCUUGUCAUGCACUAUGGAACGUGGCUUUUAGUUGUGAAGCAAAAGAUAUACUUCGAGAGAUGGGAAAACUCAUGAAUCUCUUAAGAGAGUUAAAGGGAUCAGAUAAUGCUAUUCUAAGGAGAGCUGCGAGUGGAAUUUUAUGGGAGUGCGAGGAGAAAUACGACAUAAAAGGUACGAGGGAAAUGUCUUCAGCGCAACCACAUCACGUGAUGAUAAGUUAUGAAUAUGAGGCUCAACCACUUGUGAUCGGCAUUCGCGAUGAACUGCAUAGACAAGGUUUUAAAGUUUGGAUGAACACGGAUGGCGAAGAAAGAAGUUUGCAAGAAAUCAUGACCAGGGGAGUGGAACGAGCUUCUGUUGUCAUAGCAGCAAUAACAAGAAAAUACAAACAAGCACCUCAUACUUUUGCAGAAAUCGACUAUGCCUACAAACUUCGAAAAGUCAUCAUUCCAGUUAUUAUAGAUGUCGACUUUGUACCCGACGGUUGGUUAAAUGAACUUAUUCAGUGUGAAAAAACUUUCGAUUUUUCGCGAAGAUCGAUGUUCAAUGGGAGCUUGGAUGCUCUGCUUGAAUACAUCAACGAAAUUACCGGACCGCAAGGGAACAGUGAUGCCACACGCACAUUGUCGAAUAGAAGUAGUGGUAGAAGUCGAAAUGCUGAUGUGCUCACCUGGCGCAACUCUGACGUUAUUGAUUGGUUAAAAGAAAAUCAACUUAUACGGUCUGUUAACAACACGGGGCGGUUACAAAAGCUGACUGGAUUGCAUCUUUUGAUGUUUUUUGAUCUCAAAAAAGAGAGUCCGGAUUACUAUUACUCAGUUUUGGAUUCACACCUCGGUUUUAAAGACGUACUCGAUACGCUUGAGUUCACUUACGCAUUAGAUCGAUUGCUGGGAAGUGAACGCUUGAUAUAAAUACCACUACUGUCGGAUGGUCUAAUCUAACGUCGGCAAGUCAACGGUAUUGUUGAAAUUUGACGGAUUACACGUCAGAUCAUUCUGUCGGAAUGUAAAGAAUCGUUACCAAAAUUCGUUUUGUCGGGGUAAUAUGAUUCUUGCUAAAAUUGAUUAAAGUGUCGCACUUUCGAAAAAGUUGCGCACGCACUUACGAUAUUACACGAAAGAGUUGCAUGAUAACAGGACAUGUAAAUAAGGAUAAGAUGCAUGUUUAUAUCAGAUUUUUAUAUUAAUUUCUAAAGAGAGUGAUAUUUUUGUUAAAAAUGUUUUGUGGAAAAUUUUGGAGUAGUUUACGGUGAUUUAUAUUUUUAUGAGAUUUUACAACAUAUUUUUAGAAACAUUA
Molecule: messenger RNA, 4148 nt
Organism: Hydractinia symbiolongicarpus
Lineage: Eukaryota; Metazoa; Cnidaria; Hydrozoa; Anthoathecata; Hydractiniidae
Exons: 11
Coding region: 185-3763 (1192 amino acids)
Biological process (GO): signal transduction
Source: RefSeq, a predicted model, not a curated record